This is a messenger RNA of Phyllostomus discolor (pale spear-nosed bat), 2976 nucleotides long. RefSeq names its product zinc finger CCCH-type containing 3 (gene ZC3H3). Gene Ontology annotation, cellular component: nucleus. The transcript has 12 exons. The record is from RefSeq and is a predicted model, not a curated record. Gene Ontology annotation, molecular function: metal ion binding. Bases 18 to 2918 code for a protein of 966 amino acids. Lineage: Eukaryota; Metazoa; Chordata; Mammalia; Chiroptera; Phyllostomidae.
GAAACGGUCGCGCGGCGAUGACGUCGCGGAGGGCUGGCCGGGCGUCGCGGUCUCCGGAGAUGGAGGAAAAGGAGCUGUUGCGGCGGCAGAUCCGCCUCCUGCAGGGUUUGAUCGAUGACUACAAAAACCUCCAUGGCAAUGCACCCGCCCCAGGCACCUCGGCCACUUCCCGGUGGCAGCCACCGUCCUACGGCGGCGGCAGGACUUUCGGCGCUCGCUACCCGCGUCCCAGCAGAAGGGGCUUCUCCCCCAGCCACGGGCCUGCGUGGCGCAAGAAGUACUCCCUCGUGAAUCGGCCCCCGGCGUCCGUGGACCCACCUGGCGACAGUGCUGCGCAGCCAGCCCCCGGGGCCGGGGGCAGUCGGGAUCCUGACCCCCAGCAGUGUGUCCUGGAGAGGCAGGUCCAGCUCAGUUCAGAUCAGAGCAUGGUCAUCAAAAUCAAGCCGCCAUCCAAGGCCGGGUUGGCUAGCGCUGCAGGGCCCUCUCGGGGCUCUUCGGAGGAAUGUGAGGACCGGCCCUGGAGCAACCCCAGGCCUCGGGAAGGGGAGGGUGAGCCCCCUGGUGGGCAGCGGCCGCCCUCGAAGCCAGGAGGAGCCAGGGGGACCUGCGGCCCAGAGGACCCCGUCCUGGUCUGCCAGAAGGAGGCCGGCAAGCCCCGGGUGGUGAAGUCCGUGAGCAGCCUAAGUGACAGCCCCUCUGAGUCCCGGCGGACCGUCAGCGAGAGUGCCCUUUCCGCCAGGGCCCGCCUCCUGACUCCCACCCAGUCUUCACGCAGUGGCACGGGCCUGGCCCGGAAGGGGGGCUCUCUCCCUGUGGCCCGCUCUGCCGCGCAGCUCCUUGGGGACGGGAGAGUGGACGCCGGCCACCCAGACCAGCCAGCUGCCUCUGGCUCUGUGGCGGGCUCCGCCAGACCGGCUUCCGGACCCAGGCAGGCCCGGGAGGCCUCACUGCUUGUGUCCUGCCGAACCAAGUUCCGGAAAAACAACUACAAGUGGGUGGCUGCUUCAGCAAAGAGUCCCCGGGCCCCCCGGAGGGCCCUCAGCCCCAGAGUGGCUGCAGAGAACACGUGCGUGGUCCCCUGUGGCGCAGCCGAGCGCGUGGAGAAGCCGCAGCCCAGAGCGGACCUGGACGCGAAGCCCAGGAGGUCGGCCCCCCCCAGCAAGUACAAGUGGAAGGCCGCCAGCCCCUCAGCCUCGUCUUCCUCCUUCCGUUGGCAGUCGGAGGCUGGCAGCAAGGACCGGGCAUCCCAGCUCUCUCCAGUCCCAUCUCGGUCCCCCCCCGGGGACACACCGGCAGUGGGACCGAGUGGCUUGAAGCCGCUCUUCAGUGAGACCCCAGGGCUCUCGGCUUACAAAGUGAAGAGCCGCACCAAGAUCAUCAAGAGGCGGGGGAGUGCUAACCUUCCGGGGGACAAGAAGAGCAGCCCCCCACCCGUCGCCACUGCCAGGAGCCAGUUCAGCCUGCGCAGGAGGCAGACCCUCCGCGGGAAGAGCAGCCCCCUUCAGAAGAAGACCCCCACCAAGGGCCCGACGCAGGUCACCAGGCAGCGGCUGUGCGGCCUGCCGGCUGGCGGGGCCCACCCCCCCACCAAGGAAGCCGCCCGCCCGAGCAGCCUGCGGAGCCCUCCCGCCAGCAAGGUGAUCCGGACCCGGUACCGCAUCGUCAAGAAGACCCCAGCGUCGCCUCUCAGCACGGCCCCCUUCCCCCUGUCCCUGCCUUCCUGGCGGACGCGGCGGCUCUCCCUGUCCAGGUCCCUGAUGCUGAGCCGCCUGCGCCUCGCCCGUGGCGGGGGGAGAGCCCAGCCCGGCCCCCCGCGGUGGCGGGACAGGGGCUACCGCUGCAUCGGAGGGGUGCUCUACAAGGUGUCGGCCAACAAGCUCUCCAAGACGGACGGCCGGCCCGGCGGCGAGGGCGGCAGCAGGCCCCUCCUGCGCGCAGGCCGGUCCGACCCCGCCAGCAGCUGUAGCCGUGCGCUGGCCAGCCGGGCCGUGCAGCGCAGCCUGGCCAUCGUGCGGCAGGCCAGGCAGAGGCAGCGCCGGGCGGGGCAGGAGUACUGCACCUACUACAACCGCUUCGGCAGGUGCGGCCGCGGCGAGCGCUGCCCCUACAUCCACGACCCCGAGAAGGUGGCCGUGUGCACCAGGUUCGUCCGGGGCACGUGCAAGAAGACAGACGGGACCUGCCCCUUCUCCCACCAGGUCUCCAGGGAGAAGAUGCCCGUGUGCUCCUACUUCCUGAAGGGCAUCUGCAGCAACAGCAGCUGCCCCUACAGCCACGUCUACGUGUCCCGGAAGGCGGAGGUCUGCACCGACUUCCUCAGAGGCUACUGCCCGCUGGGCGCCAAGUGCAAGAAGAAGCACACGCUGCUGUGCCCCGACUUCUCCCGCGGGGGCUCUUGCCCCCGGGGCGCCCAGUGCCAGCUGCUCCACCGCACCCGGAAGCGCCUCGGCCGGCGGGCAGCGGCGUCCCCGGCCCCCGGGCCCGGCAGCACGCCCUCCAGGAGCAGAGCCUCCGCCAGCCACGGGUCCAGGAAGUCCUCGGCCGCCCAGCACCCGGCCCGACAGUCGUCCAGCUCCCCCGCCUCUGCGGCCGCUGGCCCGGCCCCCCCGCCCUCCUCCGCACGGGUGCCAGCUGCAGCCGCAGCCCCGCCCUCGUCCUCCAAGGCCCCCUCCUCCCCCUCCUGCUCCCCCUCCCCCCCCUGCGCCCCCUCCCCCUUCCUUCCCUUGGACCAGGAGGAGCCCUCCCUCCAGGAGAAGGCGGCCUCGGCACGGACCGGCUCCGGCGGCCUCUCCAGGCUGCCCGCCUUCAUCUCCCUGCGGUCCUCGCCGAGCCCCGGCGGCCGGCCCGGGGCCCCAGCCUCCAGGAGCCCCCCCACCAAGGACUCAGGGAAGCCGCUGCACAUCAAGCCCCGCCUGUGAGCCCGGCCCGGCCUCAGCCCCGCGUGCCCACCGGAAGGAGGCUGCGCCUGCUGCCGUC